Messenger RNA from Nelumbo nucifera (sacred lotus), 3573 nucleotides. Its product is annotated as ABC1 family protein. The record is from RefSeq and is a predicted model, not a curated record. Gene Ontology annotation, cellular component: Golgi apparatus; endoplasmic reticulum. NCBI's taxonomy places the organism in Eukaryota, Viridiplantae, Streptophyta, Magnoliopsida, Proteales, Nelumbonaceae.
AAUUUGCUUGAAGACUAGAAAUAUCAAUAAAGCGAUAACGAGAGGCUAUAACUUUAUGCCUCGUCUUUGAAAAACCAACGGCCUUGAUUACGUCACUCGUCCAAUCCAACGCUCAGAUUCCUUCCCGCGAAGUCACGCAGGUGCUUCCGAGCUUUGGAACUUUUGACGUUGGUUCUACUAUUUUUUUAUUCGUUUCAUCUAUAUUCAAAAAUCAAUCGAAAUUCAUUAAUUUGAUUCUAAGCUCCAAUUUAUUUUUUUUUGUUUUAAUUCGUCUUUUUGUUAUCUCACGUCUGCGUCGCGGAGAACAUUCGCAACCUAUCUCGUUAAAAGUCUAAAAUCUGUGCCUCGAGUCUCGCUGUGGAGUUCGCCGAGUUAGAGAGAGCAAAAUUUGAAGAACUACCGGGAGUACUUUUCAUCGAAUAUCAGCGAACUCUGACUUUCCUGCGUCUGUUCUGUAACCAUACAAACUCUAAUGGGAUGGGGAAACAUCUACAGGAGACGUGUGAAAGUAUUCACACUUGCGUUGAUAAUCUACCUAGACUAUAAGGCUUUGCAGCAGAGAGAGAAAUGGUUUAACAAAUCUAAAAGAGAUUCCCUAUGGGAAAGAGCUCAUGAACGCAAUGCCAAGCGUGUUCUCAGUUUGAUAAUAGAGUUGGAAGGAUUGUGGGUAAAACUUGGUCAGUAUUUGUCUACACGUGCAGAUGUGCUUCCUGAGGCUUAUAUACGUUUCCUUAAGCAGCUACAAGACUCUCUUCCUCCUCGCCCUUUACAAGAGGUUUGCCGGACAAUAGAGAAAGAAUUGGGGAAACCAAUGGUUGAUCUCUUCUCUUAUUUUGUAGAGACACCUCUUGCAACUGCAUCAAUAGCACAAGUUCAUCGUGCAACCUUGGAUAAUGGGAGGGAGGUGGUUGUCAAAGUUCAACAUGAGGGCAUCAAAACAAUCAUUUUAGAGGACUUAAAGAAUGCAAAGUCAAUAGUUGAUUGGAUAGCAUGGGCAGAACCACAAUAUGACUUCAAUCCAAUGAUAGAUGAGUGGUGCAAAGAAGCACCAAAAGAACUUGACUUCAAUCAUGAAGCUGAAAAUACGAGAACAGUCUCCAAAAACCUAAGCUGCAAAAAUAAACAUGACAAUACCACUUCGGAGAAUCAUGUGGAUGUAUUGAUUCCAGAAGUUAUUCAGUCAUCUGAAAAAGUUCUAAUUUUGGAGUAUAUGGAUGGAAUUCGCCUGAAUGACCAUGAGGCACUAGAGGCCUUGGGUGUUCAUAAACAAAGGCUUGUGGAAGAAAUAACACGUGCAUAUGCCCACCAAAUUUAUGUUGAUGGAUUUUUCAAUGGUGAUCCACAUCCUGGUAACUUUCUUGUGAGCAAGGACCCCCCACAUCGCCCCAUUUUGCUUGACUUUGGGCUUACAAAAUCAAUAUCAAGUUCUAUGAAGCUUGCUUUAGCAAAAAUGUUUCUGGCAGCUGCUGAGGGGGACCUUGUUGCACUAUUGUCUGCCUUUGCAGAGAUGGGGCUUAGAUUGCGCUUAGACAUACCAGAGCAAGCUAUGGAGGUGACAAGUGUGUUUUUCCGUACUUCAACACCAGCUAGUGAAGCCAUUGAAAACAUGAAAUCAUUGGCUGAGCAAAGAACAAAGAAUAUGAAGGUCAUCCAAGAAAAGAUGAAACUUGACAAAAAAGAAGCCAAGCGUUUUAAUCCUGUUGAUGCUUUUCCAGGUGAUGCUGUGAUAUUUGCUAGGGUUCUAAAUCUUCUUCGAGGUCUUUCAUCCUCAAUGAAUGUUCGCAUAGUUUAUUUUGAUAUAAUGAGGCCAUUCGCUGAGUCUGUUUUACAAGGCAGAAAUAUCAAGAAGGGACCAGCAAUAAAUUCACAGUGGAUAUAUGACACACCUGUGCUCUCUGAUGUGGAGUCUAAACUCAGACAGCUUCUACUUAAGCUAGGCAAUGAUGAUAAAAUACUUGGAAUUCAGGUAUGUGCCUAUAAAGAUGGAGAAGUUAUAAUCGACACUGCUGCCGGUGUGCUUGGGAAAUAUGAUCCCCGCCCUGUCCAGCCUGAUAGCCUAUUUCCAGUUUUUUCUGCAACAAAGGGGAUCACUGCAGGAAUGUUGCAUUGGUUGAUUGACAGUGGGAAGUUGAAGCUUGAGGAAAAUGUUGCAAACAUUUGGCCAGAAUUCAGAACAAAUAAAAAAGAAUUCAUAAAGGUCUACCAUGUGCUAAACCAUACAUCUGGUUUGCAUAAUGCAAUGGCUGACAUCACAAGGGAAAAUCCUUUAUUAAUGACUGACUGGCAUGAAUGUUUGAACCAAAUCGCCAUGUCAGUUCCUGAAACCGAACCUGGCUAUGAGCAGCUUUAUCACUAUCUGUCCUAUGGUUGGUUGUGUGGUGGAAUUAUUGAGCAUGUAUCUGGAAGGAAAUUUCAGGAGGUUCUGGAAGAAGCAAUCAUUCACCCUCUCAACAUUGAAGGCGAAUUAUAUAUUGGCAUUCCUCCAGGUGUGGAGUCUCGACUGGCAACACUUACAUUAGACUUGGAGGACCUCAACAGGAUUUCCACAAUUAACAACCGACCUGACCUGCCAUCCACCUUCCAGCCAGACAACAUCUCUCAGAUUGCGACUGGCCUCCCUGCUCUAUUCAACUCAUUGUUCAUGCGCCGUGCCAUGAUACCUGCUGCCAAUGGGCACUGCUCAGCCCGAGCACUAGCACGCUACUAUGCAACACUUGCUGCUGGCGGUAUGAUCCCACCACCACAUACACCUUCGAAGCCACCACUCGGCAGCCACCUUCAUAUCCCAAAGUUUCCGUCAUUGGAAACCCCAAAGAAGAAAGGCAGAAAAAGCGAGGUAGCAGUUCCGAAUCACAGAGCUAGGUUAGCUGAUCAUAACUACAACCGCCGCAGAGAUCCCAGGAAUGGUAAUGGUGGAAAAAAGACUAGCAAUGACAAGUACACUAGGCUUGCUAACGAUGACAAUAAUACAAGCAGUUCUAGUAAUAAUACACCUUACUACACUGACAGUGAUAUCAGGCACAAUCAUAAAACCAAUGUAACUAGGAUUUUUAAUAACCCAAGGAUACACGAUGCAUUCAUGGGUGUCGGUGACUAUGGGAACUUUGCCUUACCAGAUGGGAAAUUCGGGCUAGGGUUUAGGAGGUUUACUUUGAAGGAUGGGUCUCUAACUAGUUUUGGGCACUCAGGCAUCGGGGGGUCAACUGGCUUCUGUGACGUAGAAAAUAAGUUUGCUAUUGCGGUUACCUUGAACAAAAUGUCAUUGGGGACUGUAACUGGGAAAAUAAUAGAGUUAGUUUGCUCAGAGCUAAACAUCCCGUUGCCUGAGGAGUUCUCCAGGUUCGGAGAGAGGAGACCUGAUAUGCAGUUAAACUUGGGAAAACCACUGAUUAGUUAAUACAGAAAUGUAUAUUUCUUUUUUUUUUAAUUUUUGGUAUUUUAAUGUUAUAUGUAAACAGAUAAUAUUUCAUAAUGGCCAAACUCAGCAACCCCUGCUGCCUGUCUCACCAACAAUUGUUCACUGUUGUUAUUAUUUGUUUAGAGAUAAAGCAAGGAAAAUCUGUCUUUUCUCAA